Thamnophis sirtalis is the source of this 2148-nucleotide messenger RNA. Lineage: Eukaryota; Metazoa; Chordata; Lepidosauria; Squamata; Natricidae. The record is from RefSeq and is a predicted model, not a curated record.
CUCUAACGGCAUGGUUUUUUAAAUUUAUUUAUUGGUUCUGUGAAAAGAAGAAAAAGUCUGAAGGAAGGCAUUCAGAGAAUCACACCUUUGUCUACCCGUUCUUUGAAAUCAGACAUCUUUAAACUACAGCACAUUGUGGUGGAAGCAGCAACGCUCUCCAGAUGCCCAAUCCAGCUGCCCACCUGCCUUUCUACUUUGGCAGCAUCUCCCGGGCGGAUGCUGAGGACUACCUGAAACUGGCAGGGAUGUCGGAUGGGCUGUUCUUGCUGCGGCAAUGCCUUCGCAAUCUUGGCGGCUACGUCCUCUCUGUGGUGCACAAACUCCAGUUUUACCAUUAUCCCAUCGAGCGUCAGAUGAACGGGACUUUUGCCAUCUCUGGAGGGAAAGCCCACUGUGGCCCCGAAGAACUCUGCGAAUUUUAUUCCAAGGAUCCGGAUGGGCUUUGCUGUCCUUUGCGGAAGCCUUGCAACCGUCCUGAUAGCCUGGAACCCCAGCCGGGGAUUUUUGACAACAUUCGGGAGAAUAUGGUCCGCGAAUAUGUCCGGCAAACGUGGAACUUGGAGGGAGAAAAUCUUGAAGUAGCAAUCAUAAGCCAAGCACCCCAAGUGGAGAAGCUCCUGGCUACCACAGCUCAUGAAAAAAUGCCUUGGUACCAUGGGCCCAUCUCCCGGGAGCAAGCUGAGAGCCGGCUCUACUCAGGAGCACAGCCUGAUGGGAAAUUCCUGUUGAGACAAAAGAAAGAACAAGGAAGCUACGCCCUCUCCCUUGUAUACGGAAAGACUGUUUAUCACUAUCGAAUAGGACAAGGAAAAUCAGGGAAAUACUCUGUGGAAGAAGGAACCAAAUUUGAUACGCUGUGGCAGAAACAAGAUGGCAGCACCUACUGUGCUGCCAAUAGAACCAUUUCGGGUGGCGUGGGCGGUACUCAGCUGAACCGGUCCGAACUGGCUGGUCGGAGAUUCACAGCUCAGAACUCAGAUGGAUACACACCAGAGCCGUUUGGAGCAGGGAAAAAGACUCGGAUCUUGCCCAUGGACACAACAUGUUAUGAAAGCCCAUACAGUGACCCUGAAGAGCUCAAGGACCGGAAGCUAUUCUUAAAAAGGAGCAGUCUGAUGAUCGAUGAAGUGGACCUGGGAGAGGGCAACUUUGGGUGUGUCAAGAAAGGAGUUUACAAAAUGAGGAAGAAGCAGAUUGAUGUAGCCAUCAAAAUCCUAAAAGAGGGCAACGGAGUGGUACAGCAGGACGAAAUGAUGAAGGAAGCCCAGAUUAUGCACCACCUUGACAAUCCUUACAUUGUCCGCCUUAUUGGAGUGUGUCAUGCGGAAUCCCUCAUGCUGGUGAUGGAGAUGGCAUCAGGUGGCCCCCUGCACAAGUUCUUGUCUUCCAAGAAGGAUGAAGUUCCUGUGAAUAACGUGGUCGAACUGAUGCAUCAGGUGUCCAUUGGAAUGAAGUAUCUGGAAGAAAAGAAUUUCGUCCACAGGGACUUGGCUGCCCGAAAUGUGUUGCUUGUCAACCAGCAUUAUGCCAAGAUCAGCGAUUUUGGGCUUUCCAAAGCUUUGGCAGCUGAUGACAGUUAUUACUUGGCCAAGACCACUGGGAAGUGGCCAUUGAAGUGGUAUGCGCCAGAAUGCAUCCUGUUUCGGAAGUUUUCAAGCAAGAGUGAUGUCUGGAGUUAUGGGGUGACUAUGUGGGAGGCCUUUUCUUAUGGUCAGAAACCCUACAAGAGAAUGAAAGGACCCGAAGUCGUUAAAUUCCUUGAGGAAGGGAACCGUAUGGACUGUCCGUCCAGCUGUCCAGCAGAGAUGUACAAGUUGAUGAAUCUAUGUUGGACUUUCAAAGUGGAAAACCGCCCAAACUUUGCUGCUGUGGAGACACUGAUCCGCACGUAUUACUACAGCAUUGUUGACAAGAAGGAAGAGAAGUUGUAGGGAAAAAAAACGUGAUGGACUCGUGAAAAUGGUUGGAAGGCGCAUGUGCCCAUCACCUCUGGCCAGCUUCAGCAUUUCUGAAGGGAUGAUCUGCUGCAGAACUCCAUUUCGUUUUUCAUUCAUUCAAAGAAUCUCCUUCUCUCUCCCUUUUUACUUGGGACAGCAGGAUGUUCAUGACUGUUUAUGGUGUGCGUGCGUGUGUGUGUGUGUGUGUGUG